This is a messenger RNA of Cavia porcellus (domestic guinea pig), 4146 nucleotides long. RefSeq names its product solute carrier family 31 member 1 (gene Slc31a1). Lineage: Eukaryota; Metazoa; Chordata; Mammalia; Rodentia; Caviidae. Gene Ontology annotation, biological process: copper ion transmembrane transport. The record is from RefSeq and is a predicted model, not a curated record. The transcript has 5 exons. Gene Ontology annotation, molecular function: copper ion transmembrane transporter activity. The coding region runs from base 263 to 835 and encodes 190 amino acids. Gene Ontology annotation, cellular component: plasma membrane.
GUGUAAGGCCUCUCCAACGCGACGAGGGGGCGGAUUUCCGAGGAUCUGUGCGUGGAUUGGUCAGCGAGUCGAGGGGGCGGGAAAGAGGCGGGAACACGCGGCCUCUAGCAGUGGUGGACACGUCGAGCCGGACAGAAGUGACGGGGGCUUCUGAGGAGUCCGGAGAGGGUGACAAAUUCGGGUUCUGAGAGGGAGGAGUCUGUGGCUGAACUCUACUUGGGAAGGCUCUAGACUCUUCAGUGCUCUCAACUUUCCUGGAAAAAUGGAUCAUUCCCACCAUAAGGGAAAAAACUAUAUGGACAACAGCAGCAGCACUAUGCCACCAUCUCACCAUCACCCAACUUCACCUUCACACUCUCAUGGUGAAGGAGAUGGCAGCAUGAAGAUGAUGCCUAUGACCUUCUACUUUGGCUUUAAAGAUGUGGAACUAUUGUUUUCCGGUUUGGUGAUCAAUACAGCUGGAGAAAUGGCUGGAGCUUUUGUGGCAGUGUUUUUACUAGCAAUGUUCUAUGAAGGACUCAAGAUAGCCCGAGAAGGUCUCCUGCGUAAAUCACAAGUCAGCAUUCGCUACAAUUCCAUGCCUGUCCCAGGACCAAAUGGAACCAUCCUCAUGGAAACACACAAAACUGUUGGGCAGCAAAUGCUGAGUUUUCCUCACCUUCUGCAGACAGUGCUGCACAUCAUCCAGGUGGUCAUCAGCUACUUUCUCAUGCUUAUCUUCAUGACCUACAACGGGUACCUCUGCAUUGCAGUAGCAGCAGGGGCUGGAACAGGAUACUUUCUCUUCAGUUGGAAGAAGGCAGUGGUAGUGGACAUCACAGAGCAUUGCCAUUAAUGUCAGUCUGUGGCGUGGCCUUAUUGAUUGAAGUGGGAAGCAGUUCAGGACUGGAAGACGUAAUUCCUGCUCCAAUCAUCCCUCCGUGUUCUUGUCUCUUUACACACACACAUACACACACCCACACACCUGCUGAAUAGAGGUCUAGUUUACAGUUUCUUCUCCAAGGAAAAUCAUUUUUUUCUAAUAAGCUGAGAUUCCCAUUACCCUUGAAGAGAAACUACCCAUGAGAUGUCUUUUCCUUCAUCAUCCUAAAUUUUUGUCUAAUCUAGGUAGCUUUCUAGUCAAUGACUUGAUUGCUUCCUUUUUUUUAGUCUUCUGGAUUUUUUGUUUUUAACAGAUGAUAUGUGAAUUUGGUGUCCCUCCCCAACCCUGAGUCAGUGAUGGAAAGAGAUUAACUUGAGCCAGUAUUGAUGGAAGCUGAAGGAUAUUCUUGCCCACCUAACUCCCAGACUCAAACUUCACAUUAAAAUUAAGCUUCAGUCUUUAGACUCCAAAACGGGGAAAUACAUUGUGCCUUUUUUAGCUGCAAUGUGUUGCACCAAAAUCUUGGUAGUAUGCAGAAGAGUGAUUUUGAAACUAAAUACAGGCCCAGAACCUGUAGAGUGUGUAUUCUUGAGUUGCUAACUCAUUAGCUUGGGUUCUCACUUAACAUUUUGAUUAGAAUGAGCUUAUUAAUCAAAUAAUGACAAUCAAUUUGAGAAAAUAGACUAGACAUUUUUAAAUAAAACCAUUGGCAUUUUGCUUUCACUUGAUAUCUUUGUUUGUCCCAGCUGCACAAAGCAAGAGUUUGAUUUUUAUUCCUCAUUUUGUUUUCAUGCACCCACCUCCAAACCAGUGGGGGUUUUUGGUUUUUUGUGGGUUUUUUUUUUUUUUUGGUCUCUUGAAACAGGCAGGCUUUGGGCUCACUUUGUAGCCCAGGAUGGUCUCGAACUUGCAGCAAUCCUCCGGCCUCACCCUCCCGAGUGCUGAGAUUAGGAAAGUGCACCACCACCAAACCUGGCUCAAACCAGUAGUUUUCAAACUUGCGCUUACAUUAGGAUUAUCUGGAGAGCUAGGGAUGUAACUUAGCAGCACAGUGCCUGCCUCAAAGUGAUGAGUUCGAUUCCUGGUACCAAAAAAUAAAUCAUCUGGAGAGAUUGUUAAAACACCAGUUAUGGGCCCCAAAUAUAACAUAUCUAAGUUCCCAGGUGAUGCCCUGCUGCUGAACUAGAAUACCACAUUUUAAGAAUCUCUGUUUUACACUAGAAAACUGUGAGGUGGGAAGGCUACCUGUAUUGGGCAUGAGAAUUUGAAUUGCUGGUUGAUAGGUGGUAUGUCUGGGCAUACCUCACAUCGUAAAUGUUGUCAAUACUUAAUCAUUCCACAAAUAUUUAUUCAGCGCCAACUGUGUGUAUGUGUACUCACAUGUGUGAAGGACUGUAAAGUACUUACAUCAGCACAUAUGAAGUCAGUCCUUUUUUUAAAAGAUCUAUGAUUCCUUGGAAACAGUUUGAAGGCUGAGAGAGACCUUUGCUGUGCAGUAAAAAUGAGCCACUCAUGGGGCCAGAAGGGCAAACAGAAGUCCACCUUUCUCUUUAUAGAGACAUAGAGUGUGGUCUGCUGAUGCCCAGAUUUUCCUCAGUCCCCAACAUUCUUGUCUAUACUAGGUACAUCAUCCUCAUGCUUCGCGUGACCACCUCUAUUAUUAUUAUACUUGGGGGCUUUAUUAGGUCACAAGUGGCCAAAACCUCUUUUCUCAAUGAAGAAUUACAUUGGAUUUUUAUUCUGUUCAGUUGUUAAUCUAUGCUGUAGUCUUGUUUCCAAACUACCUCUUGAAAGUGAUUCUUCUUGUACUGGUCUGUUCAUUCUUGCCCUCCGUGGUGCUAGAUCUGGUUGUGCCUCAGGGCAGAAGAGAGGAAACACAGUUAUCCUGUUGUCCUGUGUUGUGGUUUUGAAAUUUUUACUUUCUCUGUGGGUACCAGUUAAAAUUGGAGCGCAAAGAAUGUGUACUUCCACAUCUGUGAACCAAGAGAGGGUUAUAAGCCUCCUGGGUGGAGAUUAAAAUGCAAGAAUCAACACUUAGACCUCUGUACUUCUCUCACAUUUCAUCCCCUUGUAGUGCUAAUACUUAGCAUGAGCAAAGUGAAUCACAGGCAUUUAACACCCUUAAUGUAGAUAUAAAUAGCCUUCAUUAAACAGCUUUGUUCCUUAAAAGUCAAGGAAUAAUACCAUGAGGUGAACAUAAGAAUCAAUGUUUAUUGGUGACUUUGGUGCUCUUUAGAAAUCUAGGCAUGAGCUGCUAUAAAAUACCUUCAGAGAACAGAUAUCAGUGGGAUAAGAAAAAUCUAGGCCAGUUGAGAUAAAGUGCUACAAAUUUGAAACUCAGAGAGAAAUCUCAGUUCCCAGACAACUCUUAAGGCGUUUGGGGUAGAGAUAAUCUGAAACACACGAAUUUUACAGAUCCUUAGACAAGAUUGCCAAAGGCUGAAGCUAGUGAAGGACAAAACAGUUAAAGCUUAAAUUCCCAUCUUUCUUGAGCUCAUGGAUUCUGAUGAUACAGUGAUCUCAUUGACUUUCACUUCUGUAUCCCUGUUCACUUGGAAUUUAAUGCCUGAACUCUCUGGCUUUUUUUUUUUUUUUUUUUUUUUUUUUUUUUUGGUAUUUUAUAUCUAAACAGGUUUUUUCUUCCCUUUUUACACCUGCUAUAAGAGUGUGUCUCCAUUUCUUUGCCAUCUUUGCUGACCUCCCUAUCUCUCAGUCUUUGCUAUGCCAUGGAUAUAACUACCAACCAUAAAGGUAUUUAUAAACCUGGUAGAUCCCUUAAGUAUGUGUCUGGAAGCAAAUGCCCCACUGGAAUUUCUAUACAGCUCGGUAAAAGGCUACCUAGUACUGAUGCCAGCAUUAUAAAUCUGAGGUGCUUCUCUAGUCUGUGAUGAAGGAAUACUUAACACCCCCAUUGGCCACAAGUGGUAUCCUGGGUCCACCACAGGAUUGAAAAUUAGUUUCUUUCAGUACUUCUAUGGUAGGAUUGUAGAGAAUGCCCUUUCAGAUUGUAUGUACUGGGAUUGGGUUCCAGUCACAAAGGAAUGAGGCAGGUGGUGCACACUCAUGUCCUUUCAUUUUGAUCCUGCCCUUUUGAGCUGCUUCUACAGAAGAUACAUUUAAAGAUACAAAAUCUACAUUUCAAAUAAUGCCUUAAUCACUGGGUCUACAAUUCAUGUUGACUGUUUUAGAUUGUAAGCUCCUGAGAGCAGUAUUGCUAAAUUAGAAAUGUUUUAACAGUGUCAUGUGCAAAAGAACAAAAUAAAUAUUUUGAUUUUGUGAUUCUA